Molecule: messenger RNA, 1333 nt
Organism: Psylliodes chrysocephalus
Lineage: Eukaryota; Metazoa; Arthropoda; Insecta; Coleoptera; Chrysomelidae
Source: the annotation of a GenBank genome assembly
GUUCUGAUCACACUGAUUGAGCGAUCUAAUGGUCUGUGAGUGAGUGACAAGAACCCGGCCAUUGCCAAAUGUGGUGGGAAAUAAAUUGGAGUGAAGAAGUCACGCAAAGAGCUUCUGCAAAGAUUUCGAUGGAUUCACUUGUACUUUCUGUAUUUAUCGCGCUAUCUAACUUAUUCGUUGCAUAGUUUUUUUCUUGUGCAGAUUAUCAAAUGGAACUAAAACACGUUAUUAUCGUUUUUGGUACGUUUAUCAUCGUAGUAAAAAGCGCUCCGACCACCCAUUCCAACACUCAAUCUCAAAACCCAACGCCUGCUGGUAUUGAAAUGAAAAUAGAAGCCCCAAAUCAACCAAGGACGACCAGAAGCUACGGUACCCAAUUAGAUUACGUAUUCAAUGUAGAUUGGAACAAAGAUCUUUUUAAAUUCUUCAAUGUUCCUAUGUCGUACGAUCUCACAGAUUCUACAUCAUAUUUCGCUACACCGACAACAUUCGGAUCCAUUCUAGAUUACAGUAGUCAUGAAUCAACCCCGGCAGCAGAGCUCUAUCAACAUUACCAAGAACCCCCAUUAUCACAAGAGGAGCAUUAUGAACAUUACGAAGAACCCUCUCCAGAACCACACCAAUAUCCACCUUACAUAGAACCCCAUUCCCAAGAAGAGGACUAUCAACAAUACAAAGGAUCUCCUUCGCCUCAUAUCUACAACGUUCAACUAUUCUUUGAAGAUAUACCGCAUAUAAAACUUCUUUUGGACAAUCAAAAAAUACGAGAAGCCAAUCAUUUGCAACUAAAUAAUUUGGGAUCGUUGAGGAUGGGACAUCCUUUCGAGCGGUAUCCUAACUCAGAUAGAAAGUUUAUUGGUUAAAAGUAGGAAAAUUAUUUGUUAAAUGGAGUGAUUCUUAAAAAUGUUUCUAAAGUAAGCUUUAGAAAAAUUAAGGUAUGUCACUUAUUUCGGUCUAAAAAAUGUAUCAGUUGUCAGGUGAACUAGAUUUUUUGCCCAGCAAAUUACUCAGUCAUUAUAGAAGUGUUUUUCUUAAAUGGCCCAUACCAAGACAUUUUUCGAAAAAAAUACGAGGUCAGUCUAGAUUUACUAAAGUUUCAUACUGCAUAUGUUUACUUAGUAACUGUCAAAUCGUAACCUAAUAAUCACAUCCUAACUUCUCUUUUUCAAAUUCGUAGUACCUGUCGUAUUUUUUAGGUUUUUGAUAAAAACAUUUUCGAGAUACCGACAGGGUCGUAUAACAGUUUAUAGGUACAAUAUUUAUUUAAUCAAACAAGAUUUGAGAGUAAUACUAGAAAUAAUUCAUAUUAAACAUAAGGGAAAUAUAAAAAUAA